GUUUGUCAUUAUCAUAUCAUUCAGUGCGAAAAACAGUGACGUUUUCACGACGCUUUGGAGUCGUUCGUUCUUCCUUCUUUCUCUUUGAUUCGUGUCGCCAUUUUGUGUGGUUAAGUUCGCAUUGCGCAGGCAUUUAAAAUUAGUAAUUUUCAUAGUAAUCGUAAAAGGUGUGUAUCUUCUUGAGGUUGUGCUUUGUUCGUGUACUUAUAUUAGUUUAAGGUAAGUAAUUUUUACCAUCAAUCCCAGUCGUAUUCGUUAUUUUACUUCUUUUCUUAUUUUCACGGUAUUGCAAACUUCCAUUACCCAUUGUCAUGGACGCUGCUGACUCAUUUCGUCAAAUUAUGUAUGCGUUUCAGAGUCUAAAAUGCCGGGCGCCGGUACUUUCAAAAUCUUCGUCGGGAAUCUUUCCGAUAAAACAACGGACGCCGAUCUUAGACCGCUAUUCGAAAAGUACGGUACGGUCGUAGAAUGCGAUAUCGUCAGAAAUUACGGUUUCGUACACAUGGAAAACGAACAAGUUGGCCGCGAAGCCAUACAGAAUUUAAACGGAGAGAUAGUUCAUGGCCAAGCCAUCAAAAUAGAAGCCGCCAAGAGUCGAAAGGCCCCGUCGACGCCGACCACAAAAAUAUUCGUCGGUAACCUAACGGACAAGACGCGCGCGCCCGAAGUCCGCGAGCUGUUUCAGAAGUUCGGCACGGUUGUCGAGUGCGAUAUAGUUCGUAACUAUGGCUUCGUGCACUUGGACGCGUCGGGUGACGUGAACGAAGCUAUCAAAGAACUGAACGGUAUGAUGGUGGACGGACAGCCCAUGAAGGUGCAGCUGUCUACGAGCCGCGUCCGCCAGCGGCCGGGUAUGGGCGACCCCGAGCAGUGCUACCGCUGCGGUCGGGGUGGCCACUGGUCCAAGGAGUGCCCCAAGGCGCUGGGCCCUGACCGGAACGGUUUCCGCGAUCGAGCAUUCGGCCGCGACCCCUACCCUCCGCCGCCGCCGCCGCCGUUCCUUCGCGAUCGCAUGAUGGGAGGAUUUGGGGAUCCCUAUGACGGAUACUAUGAUCGCGCGAGGUUCGAGUCACCUCGUGACCUCUUCGAGCGCCGUUACCCAGUGGGCGCUUCGCGCGGGUUAGAGAUGGGAGCAUCUCGCGGCGGUCGCGGGGACUUCGUGUCGCCGCCGCUUCGCCGCGAGCCUAUGCCACCAAUGCCGAGUCUGCCACCGAUGCGCAGUGGGAUGGGAUCUAUGAGGUCGUCGUAUGAUGCUAUGUACAGCAGGAGAAGUCCCCCUCAAGGGCCUCAAAUGUCCCGGGGAAUGUAUGAAGACUUCAGUCGUGACACAUUUGAUGAUAGAAGACCGGGAAUGCGAGGACCUUCUCCCUCCAGAAGAUACGCGCCUUACUAGGUUAAUAUUAAUAAUUUAGAUAUAGUUGUCCAACGCUCAGUUGCAAUCAAUUUGUAAUUUUUUGACUGGCUGACCGAUAGUACUGUUUUAUAGAGGAUACAAAAUGUAUUAGUUAAGGUGGGAGUGACUGAUUUGCUAUUUCCACAAGUAUGAUUGUAAUGGAAGAUUAAUGAAUGAAUGUACUGUGCCUGAAUGUAAAUAAGUGAAAUAAAUAUCAUUUUAAGUACACUAAGUGUUUUCAUUG
This is a messenger RNA of Spodoptera exigua (beet armyworm), 1637 nucleotides long. NCBI's taxonomy places the organism in Eukaryota, Metazoa, Arthropoda, Insecta, Lepidoptera, Noctuidae. The record is from the annotation of a GenBank genome assembly.